Molecule: messenger RNA, 1394 nt
Organism: Eucalyptus grandis
Lineage: Eukaryota; Viridiplantae; Streptophyta; Magnoliopsida; Myrtales; Myrtaceae
Product: loganic acid O-methyltransferase
Exons: 3
Coding region: 23-1147 (374 amino acids)
Biological process (GO): methylation
Molecular function (GO): S-adenosylmethionine-dependent methyltransferase activity
Source: RefSeq, a predicted model, not a curated record
GAGAGAGAGAUAAUGGAGGAUAAUGGAGGAUGAGAGGACGAUUAGCAUCUCUGAGCCAAUGGCCAUGAAUGGAGGGAAUGGACCUUAUAGCUACGCCCAGAACUCCUCGUAUCAGAAAGGAGUCGCUGUAGCCGCCAUGGGUAUGAUCAAGGAAGCUUUACCUGCAACCCUCGAUCUCAAUCACCUCUCUUCAUCCUCUCCAGACCCCAUCAUCAGAAUAGCAGACUUUGGUUGCUCCACAGGACUCACGUCCAUUCAAGCCAUUGAAACCAUAAUACAAUGCCUCUUAGACCUCAUCAAACCCAUCAAACAUUCGCCAUUUCGUACCCUCGAGUUCCAAGCCAUCUUUAACGACCUCCCCACCAAUGACUUCAAUACGCUUUUCGCCAACCUCCCCAAGAAGCGGCGGUACUACGCCAUGGUGGUCCCAGGGUCGUUCUAUGGGCGUCUCCUCCCGACUGCGUCCAUACACUUGGCAUGCUCAUCCUUUGCGCUCCACUGGCUGUCCCGUGUUCCGCAAGAGAUAUUGGACAAGUCUUCCUGUGCUUGGAAUGGAGAGAGAAUUCACUACGAGAGCUCGCCUGCGGAGGUGGUAGGGGCUUACGCUGCUCAGUUCGAGAGAGACAUGGAGGCGUUUCUCAGCGCAAGAGCGGAGGAGAUGGUCAGUGGAGGAUUGGUAUUCAUGGUUGUGCCAGGUGCGCCGGAUUUGGUUCGUGAAUCUCAGGCCACCUUAGGGUCGGAGAUUGAGCUGCUGGGGUCUUGCCUCGUGGACAUGGCGAAUACGGGGAUCAUAAGCAAAGCCAAAGUAGAGAGCUUCAACUUGCCAAUAUAUUUCCCAUCAGAAAAGGAGCUGAAGCAAGUGAUCGAUCGAAACAGAUUCUUCGACAUUGAGAGGAUUCAGACCCUGAACCACCCCAAAAUGCACGUUGCUUUUUCCACCCUCGAAUCGCGCUCUCUCUACUUAAGAGCAGCAUUCGAGGGAUUAUUGCUCCAUCAUUUCGGCGAUGAACUGAUCAUCGAUGACUUGUUCCACCGGUACUCGUUGAAAGUGGCGCAAUCUCCCUUUUUCCUGAAGCCAGAAAACCAUGAAUCCAUCACAUUCUUUAUGGUCCUUAAGCGUAAAAAGUCUGAAGAGAACAUGCAGUGAUUCAACUGGCACAUACCGACCGUUGUUUCUGGAAGAGAGAAUUGACUAGGAGCAGAAAUCUGAGUUCAAAUGAACGACGCCGUUAACUAGAUAUCCCCAACUCGAACAAGUUUGUGCUCCAUUCUCCAUGUAGUGUGCUUCUUUUUUAUUGGAGUGAAUAUAACUAAUGACCAUACCGUACUGUCAUGGUUAUUUGUUAAACCUACAUAGAUUCGAAUUUGCUUGCUCUAUUAUAAAGAAUACGUUA